This is a messenger RNA of Prunus mume (Japanese apricot), 1291 nucleotides long. Its product is annotated as Transcription initiation factor IIF, beta subunit. Lineage: Eukaryota; Viridiplantae; Streptophyta; Magnoliopsida; Rosales; Rosaceae. Gene Ontology annotation, cellular component: transcription factor TFIIF complex. The record is from RefSeq and is a predicted model, not a curated record. Gene Ontology annotation, biological process: transcription by RNA polymerase II; transcription initiation at RNA polymerase II promoter.
CUGUGCUUUGGGGUUAAUUAGUUAAGGCAGAGGCGCAAAGGCAAAGAGAAGAGAGCGUCUCCCUUUCUUACAAAUUUUGACUUGCGGUUAGCUUUGGGGGUCUCUGGUCAGCCAGAAAGAGCAACAAUCCCUAAGAUUUUGGGAGGUUUUGAGAAGUGAGGCAAGUGGGACGAUGGAGGAGGAGCGUGGUAAUGGUAGUAGUAGCAGCAGGAACUUGGACACAGGGAAGGCCGAGAGCCCGGUGUGGCUGAUGAAGUGCCCGGUGGUCGUAGCCAAGUCAUGGAACUCUCACAAUCCCUCUGAUCCCCACCCUCUCUCCAAAGUCGUCCUCUCUCUCGAUCCCCUCCACGCCGACGACCCCUCUUCCCUCGAGUUCAAAAUGGAGAUGGCUGGCAGCAGUGGGGCUGCGAAUUUGCCUAAAAGUUAUUCCUUGAAUAUGUUUAAAGACUUCGUUCCCAUGUGCGUUUUCUCCGAGACAAAUCAAGGCAAGGUUUCUAUGGAAGGGAAAGUAGAGCAUAAGUUUGACAUGAAGCCCCAUGGUUCAAACAUUGAGGAGUAUGGAAAGUUGUGUCGUGAAAGGACAAACAAGUCAAUGAUCAAGAAUAGGCAAAUACAGGUGAUCGACAAUGACCGAGGAAUACAUAUGAGGCCCAUGCCUGGUAUGAUUGGCUUGAUUUCAUCCACUUCCAAGGAUAAGAAGAAAACUCAACCGGUUAAACAAUCAGACAUGAAAAGGACUAGAAGAGACCGUGGGGAACUGGAGGAUAUCGUGUUCAAGUUAUUUGAAAGACAACCAAAUUGGACUUUGAAGCAGCUUGUGCAAGAAACCGAUCAGCCUGCUCAAUUCUUGAAAGAGAUACUGAAUGAGCUCUGCGUGUACAAUAAAAGAGGAACUAACCAGGGUACUUAUGAGCUUAAGCCGGAGUACAAGAAAUCUGUUGAGGAUACUGCUGAAUAAGUUUUUCUCUCUGCCUAGUUUAGCACCCUCCAAUUUUUCUUGGGAGAACAGGUAGUUCAAGAUUAAUCAGCAAGAAGAAAGGGUUGCCUGUCGGUGUGGGGGCGACAGAGUAACACCAUCAACAAGAACUGUAACAUGGGAGGCAAUAGUUUACUUUUUAUUUUCCUAUAUUUUUUUUACAGCCCGAAAGGUGCAGUUAUAAACUUAUAAUGUUUGUUUGAUCUGACAAGAGACGGUUAAAUGUUUCCAUAAACAGAUAAACUUACUAGGCAAACGUGUGAUUUGAAAUUAGCUUGUACAUUAAAACAUUCACCAAGGAUUUUAAUUGAAAAA